CACUGACGCUGCCUUCAGGUACAUCCCCUAAAUAGCAAUCAUCCAACUUCACAUAACUUGAUACACAAUUGCGUUUGCUAUUACUUUAAUCUGAGACACAUCGAUAUUUACAAAAUAGCUUUUUUUGUUACAGAGUAGAAAACCCUAUAGCUCCAAUGCUGAGUUCCUCCCUCCCGUGAGGAAAAGAUAAGGCUGAAAGUCAAUAUUGCUAAAGGGACUCAUAAUCAACUGACCUAAGGAUGCUGUUCAUUUCCUUUUGUCCUCUUGCCAGUUUUUAACAUAUAAUCUUCACCCUACUGCGGUGUUGUUUGGCACUUAAUUAAAUUUUUAAUGUACUUUCUCAUCAGCAUUUCGAUUUUCCGAUACAUCGGGAAGGCAGCACGCUGUGUUGGUUGAUUGUGUUAAAAACUGCAAACCAGCUGAGUCAGAUAGCCUAUUUUAAGUACAGAUAAAACUCUUUCACUUCAGUGUUAUGCAACCACACAGUAACGGACAGGUGGUAAUGGAUCAGCUAACACGCUAAAAAUGAAUUACUAGCCUUUAUAAAGUAACAAGGGAACUGCUGCAUCAACAAAUGCAUUAUUGUAGGAAUAUAUAAUUAAACAGCACUUGAUGAGAAAUACUAGAGUCCUAAUGGACCACAAAUUUAUGAUCUAACCGCAGACUGACGUUAUUAUAUAGCCUGUAUGAUAAAUGUGAAAAUGUUCAUCUGUCUCUCAGUAGAAUGUCUAAAAUACCAUAGAAAAGUCAAAAAUUCAGCAGCUCUCCUGCUAAAUUGUUGUAUUUACAUAUCUGUAGGGCUAUUUUGGGGGUUUCAGGUUGAGGUGACAGGAGUGUGCACACUCAUCAGAGACAUUGUUGUCGAUUGAGACAACCUGGAUCACACUGAAAACUGCAGAAAACCUGUGUUACGAGGCAACUUUAAAUGUUUGACAUAAAGGAUAAAUCAACUCGCACAUAGAGUUUUUGGCAACUGUGAGAGAGACAUAUUAAUUUGUUGUUUUAAAAUUAUGUCUGCAAUUAACAAUUAUUUUUAUAGCCAUUGUGCAAUGUGCCUUCUGAUUUCCUGUUUUGUCCAUCCAUCCACCCAUCCAUCCACUUGGGGUUAUUGACCCUGCCAGGGGGCCGCUUUCGAGCAAUGUUUUCCAGUUCUGGGUGGGAACUAGAAAAAUUGGAGAUCUCAAGAUGUUCCCAGGUCAGAUGAGAUAAAUAAUACAUCCAGCAAGUUCUCGGUCUGUCCCACGAUCUCCUUUCAGUUGGGGAUGCUUGAAAACCUCCAAAGGAAGGUAAUUUAAUCAUUGUCAUCAAUCUCCUAUUUUCAAUCUUUACCCUGAUCAUAGGUAAAGAUUGGAAUGUCGAUUGACUGGUACAUUAAGAGCUGUGCUGUUAUGCUCAGCUCCCACAGCACAGUCCAGUGCAACAUCUGAAUUUCUGCUUAUGCUGAACCAGUCUGUCAGUUUAUCUCAUCCUUCAUUUUCCCAUCAUGUUUCAAAAAGAUCCCGAGAUAUUUAAACUCCUUCACUGAGAGCAGCAAUUCACCCACCAAUAUCAAAAACAGGAUCAGAGACCCUGGUGAUGUCCAACAACUCAUAGCAAUAGCCCCAGUACCGUCACAGGAUCCCUCCAGAGACAUAACUGUAGACCUUGUAAGUCCACAAAACACAUGUGCACAUGAUGAUCAACCUCACAUGACCUGCUGAGAAAUUCCACAAUAAUAAAGAAUCAGUCCACUGCUCCAUGGUCAGGAUGAUUUCAGCAUCAGUCCUCUUGAACUCAAAAUUCAGUGAUCAGUCUCUCCCAUCCAACAGCUUGUUUGGUCAGCAAACCUAAAAUCCAAAGCUAGUCUCAUCAAACAGAGAAGCAAGAAGUAGGGAAUGUUUGGUUUGGUAUUUUUGCAUGAAAAAAACGCUCUUCAACAAAUAAGCAGCUGCUGAAAUGGUUAAGGAUAUAUUUUCUGUCACCUGACUAGUCAAUUAAUCAGCUAACUGUUUAAGCUCAUUUAAGAUUAUUGUUCAAGAACUGCUGCAAAAGCAAACAUGUACAACCUCUACCCUGCAGAAUGUUGGUUGCAAUUGGUAAAGGCAGAAAAUGUGGUGUGCUGGUAGAUAGUUAAUUAGUUUGAGGGGCUUGUCAGAGAAGCCAUACUGUGUUUGCCUGCUUAAAAUGGGGUAUUUUGAAGCAAAUGUAAGUAACUCUGGGUGGUUUUUUUUUGGAUGAUGUUGAAAAUUGAGCAAAAAGCUAUGAGUCACAUUUGAUAGCAGAUGAUAUUAAGUAUUGUACAGUGUGGACAUGGUUAAACAAGUGAGCAGUGCAACACAGAAAUGCUCAUUUAUGUCAUUAGCAAUGCAGCCAUUCACACAUAAACACACAUGCUCUUUGUCUCUCACCCUUUCAGUACACGCAAAGUCAAAAUACAGUCCAAUUUAUGCAGCCUGAGUUCUCAUUCGAAAUGUCCUCUACAUGUAGUAUCUUCAGUUUUAUUGUAUUAUUAAUGGAUUGCAGGUUUCGUGCUAUGAGGGCCGACAACACAUGAAGAAUUCAGAGGUGAGAAUGUAUAAUUGGACCAUGAUACUCCGCGUUUGACAGUAAUUGGAUAGAUGCAUUUAUAGAUGGGAGUAUUUUGCCAUUAGAGGAUAUAAAUAGAAUCAUGUAUUAUCACAGGGGAUUCAGUGUUGAAUGGCCACUGGUGUGGGUUACUAUUUUUGGUCCUAGUUACUGUGGAAACCGGAGGGCUCUGCAGGCAUCCAGUAUUUGCUGUUGCUAUUUAGUGCCUCAGCUUCAUAAGAUUGAUUCUAUAUCGCCCUUUUCUCAGUCAGUUCAACACAGAAGGAAAGAUCUGCUAAUAUACACAGCACUUAUAAAAAGUAACACAGUGUGGCUGUGUUUGUCAGAGAUUUGACAUUAAUUUACUGACUUCAGGACCAGCUUACAACUCUAUCUGCCACGUGUAACAAAGAGUUUCCUGCUUCCUAGUUUGUCCUGCUGGUUGGAGUUGAGGAUCAGAUGGAGAAACUGAACACACCAAGAGCAGAGCUGCACCAGCUCCUGAACUCUUCACUUCCUUUGGAUGUGGAGCCACAAUGGAGAUGGUUGCUGUCCAUGGUGCUGGACUCUGCUCCCUAUAAUGAACUGGCAUCUGCAGGGUCAAAUCAGGAAUUCACUAACCAGACUGACCCUCGGUGCCAAAGGUUACAGUGUAUUUUCUACUAUGCACUAUAUUUAUUACAUAUUACAUUACACACAGGUUUUUAUUGGUGACUGCUUUGCGCAUGCGAAGAGGCAACCUGGGGCCACUUGCUCGAACAGAUGACCGUAUCCAGAGCAUCGAUCGCUCUCAACGCGCACUGCUGAAAAUGCGCAUUUUUACAUAAACAAUAGACUGGAACCUGGUAACACGCAUGCCCAUUGCUUUUUUUGUUGGUUUGUUUCUGUUUAUUUUUACUUAGUGUUAUUUUUCUGCCCGCCUCUUCUGGCGCUACGCAACAAGCUGCAACGCCAAUGUGGAGUGGAAGCUGAAGAAGCAGUGCCACCUGUAACUGUGCCGCUGCCGCCGACGCCGCCGCUCCCGACUUUCCAUGCCGACGCCGAGGAUGAAGAAGCAAAACGUCCGGACCCUGUCACUGAUCCUCUGCAUGUUCUCCUACCUGCUGGUCGGUGCCGCGGUGUUUGACGCGCUGGAGUCGGAGACGGAGAGCUCCCGUAGGGGCAUCCUGGAGAAGAAGCGCAGCGAGAUGAAGAAGAAGUACCGCUUCUCCGAGGACGACUAUCACGAAAUCGAGCGAGUGGUGCUGCAAGCUGAACCCCACCGAGCCGGCAGACAGUGGAAAUUCGCGGGCUCCUUUUACUUUGCCAUAACAGUCAUCACCACCAUUGGUUAUGGACAUGCAGCACCAGGCACAGAUGCAGGAAAGGUCUUCUGCAUGUUCUACGCUGUUCUCGGCAUUCCUCUCACUUUGGUCAUGUUCCAGAGCCUGGGGGAAAGGAUGAACACAUUUGUCCGCUAUCUCCUACACAAGACAAAGCAGUGCCUGGGCUUCAGACGCACCGAGGUGUCCAUGGAGAACAUGGUCCUGGUGGGCUUCCUGUCCUGCAUUGGAACCCUGUGUGUGGGAGCUGCAGCCUUUUCCUACUAUGAGGGAUGGAGCUUCUUCCACGCUUACUACUACUGCUUCAUCACGCUCACCACCAUUGGCUUUGGGGACUUCGUGGCCCUGCAGAAAAAGGAGGACCUCCAGAAGAAGACGCCCUACGUUGCUUUCAGCUUCAUGUACAUCCUGGUGGGGCUGACCGUCAUUGGGGCUUUUCUGAAUCUGGUGGUGCUUCGUUUUCUCACCAUGAACACUGAGGAUGAGAGGCGAGACGCUCAGGAGAGGGCUUCACUGAAGAGGGACAGGGGCCUUCUGGAUGGAGGCCUGGGCCUACGAGUUGUUGGUGAGCAGAGCAGAGACAGCCACAGGGAGAGGAACAGGGGCAACAUGGUGCACAGCCAGAGUACUCUCUUCCUCCCAAUGGGGGAAGGAACCAGCCGCACCAACCUCAUCUCCUCCCCCGCCGAGGACCAGGAGAGACGAAGAAGCCCCUGCAGCCACCGGCUACAUUUUCAGAUCAAGGCAGGCAGACACAGGCAGGAGUCGAGCCUCGGCUCCCUCUGCUCCUGCGUUUGCUACCGCUUGGGGGUCUGUGACAGCCCUCUUGUGUCCCACAGUGAACACCACGGCUGCCAUAUCAAUUCUGUUUACUACAAUUCAGUCUCCUACAGGAUCCAGGGCUGCUCGCCAGGUUCCAGGGACAACACUGGACUCUCCUCCCCGGGAAGCACACUCUCACCUGGGCACAGCUUCCGGGAGUUCCCUCGCCUGAGGAGAAAGUCAGUGUAGAGAACGUCUUUAUGAGGGGAAAGUGUUUGCACAGGCUGGAAACAGUAUUUUGAAAGACACUGAAUUUUGUGUUACAUCUCUUUUGUGCACGUCCGAAGACACAGAUUCUGUUUAAUGAAUAAGCUGACUGUUGUGGCUAUUGAAAAUAGUUAAUUUGUAAAGUAAGGAUGAGUUUCUUCCAAUUUUGCCUUGACAUUAUUUAUAUUAGUGAUCUUCGGUUGCUCGCAUGUCAGCCACAGUGCAGUGCAUGCUAACUAGAAUGUAUAGCACAACAACGAGAAUGCAUGAGUGUGAUGUGAAGAUGUAAAAAGUUGGGCUUUCAUUUUACAAUUUUGACACGAAGUAUUUUGACUAUGAUGAUUAUGAUUGUAUAACUGUUCAGUGAAUGUAUGUAACAAUCCUCAAUGGAGUCUGCUCCUGCUUUAGACAAAACCCUGAAUUUUUCAUGCCAUUGCUAGAUGAUGUCAUUAUACUUUUAUAUUUAAAAAGCCUUAAAGAACUCUGACCAAGCACAUGAAAUAUGUGGCUCCUUUAUUCAGUGAAUUUAAAAAAAAUCCUUUUAUUACUCAGCUUUGAAGGUGAAGUGCACUACUGCACUCUAAUAUAAAGAGAUUAUGCCUUUUACAUGACUGACUGAACUGUAAUGGAUGUAGCACAUAACAGAUAUGUAGCAGGUUAUUAGUAAAUGUCCCACAGCUCUGGGAAAACUUGGCAUUUUCCAGCCAGGGAGAUGUUGUUUCUUUGCAGACUUGGUUUGUAGUCAGAUUCAGUGUGAGUCUCUUACAGUAUUGUUUUAUUAAACCAAAGGGAAGGACCAGUAAAUGUGUGUGUUUUAUUGUUCUCAAUGCAAGUUUGAUAAAUUCAAAAACAAACUGACUCUGUGUGAGAUUGUUAUGUUGUUGUGUUCACUUGUCUUCCUCUGUUCUGUUUUUAUUUUUUAUCAAUUGGGAUUCCUUUU
This is a messenger RNA of Amphiprion ocellaris (clown anemonefish), 5835 nucleotides long. It is a transcript of the gene kcnk15, whose product is annotated as potassium channel, subfamily K, member 15. Gene Ontology annotation, biological process: potassium ion transmembrane transport; stabilization of membrane potential. The record is from RefSeq and is a predicted model, not a curated record. The transcript is spliced from 3 exons. Gene Ontology annotation, molecular function: potassium ion leak channel activity. NCBI's taxonomy places the organism in Eukaryota, Metazoa, Chordata, Actinopteri, Pomacentridae. Gene Ontology annotation, cellular component: membrane. The coding region runs from base 3576 to 4877 and encodes 433 amino acids.